AUGCCCUCAAGUCGGCCAAACGCUGCGCGGAGCUCGGCACGGCAGCCACUGUUUCUUCCCUCAGAGUCCUCGGAUAUCGGCGCACCCACUCCCACGCGUCGUCGUCGCGGAGACAUUCAUGGCUCCACGCCUUCUCAUCGCCGGUAUGCGGCCCGUCGUCGCGACCCUAUGGGCAUGACAGCCGAAGAGCUUGACGCUGCCGAUGACCCUUCCACUCCUCGAGCGCAGCGUACCGGAGAGCCAGCCUCAACCCGUACCUACUCUGGAGGGGCGAAUAGCCAGGGUAACGACGAGCCGUUCGAUGAAGAGUUCCAGAAGAUCAUCUGGGGUACAGAUGUCUCGAUUGCGUCGGUGAUGAACUCGUUCCGCGAGUUUCUAGAGGGUUUCAAGCCGAAGUACCGACGCGACUACAAUGAGCAGCUCGCCAAAGAGGUCCUCGAAGCUGGCGGCGUUGCUCCCCUUCCUACACCGCUGUACGACAACCUCACACCUUUGCAGGAGGACUCGCCGCUAUACAAGGGUUACUUGCAGCAGAUGUACGACACGGACCAAGAAUGCCUCAAUCUCGACCUGCUCAACGUCCUCUCAUGGCCACGCAGCAAGAAGCUCUACAAGACAUGCAUAAACUAUCCGCAGGAGACCAUUCCUGCACUCGAUCUUGUGCUUGCCGACAUCAUGCAGAACAUCGCUGAGGAGAAAGUGGCGGAGGUGGAGCGCAAGUACCGGCGCGGCGACGCCUCGAGGGAAGACUUGAAGCAGGUCCGCGACAUCUACGAGGAAUACCACCGCGAGGACAAGACCUUCCGCGUUCGUCCCUUUGGCGGCGAGAAGGCCAUCAACAUGCGCGACUUGAAUCCCGGCGACACCGACAAACUCAUUGUGGUCAAGGGCCUUGUCAUUCGGGCAACACCUGUCAUUCCCAACAUGUCGACCGCGUUCUUCCGCUGCUGCGUCUGCCAGCAUGUUGUCACAGUGGGCAUUGAUCGCGGCCGCAUUCGUGAGCCGCGUCGUUGCCCUCGCGAGGCUUGCAACUCAGAGGCGUCUAUGAUCCUCAUUCACAACCGCUGCGAGUUCAUGAACAAGCAGGUGAUCCGCCUCCAGGAAACGCCUGAUGCCGUGCCCGAUGGCCAGACUCCGCACACGGUGUCACUUUGCGUCUACGACGAGCUGGUCGACUUAGUCAAGCCCGGUGACCGCAUUGUCGUGUCUGGUAUCUUCCGCAGCAUCCCGGUACGCCUCAACCCGCGCCAGCGCUCCAUCAAGGCGCUAUUCAAGACGUAUGUCGACACCGUGCACAUCAAGCGCACCAACGUCGGCCGCAUGGGCUACGACGCCAGUACACGCGACGGCAAGGUCAAGCCAAGCGGUGUUGGCGUCGGUGGCGAAGACGACGACAUGGAGAUCCUUCAGGGCACCGUCGCCGAGGACCUCGACAACGAUGUGGACAUGAACUACUCCGCGGCCGAAAGGAUGGAACAGGAGCUCAUCGAGUUGUCCCACCAUCCGGACAUCUACGACAUGCUGGCGCGCUCCAUGGCGCCGAGUAUCUACGAAAUGGAAGACGUCAAGAAGGGUAUUUUGCUGCAGCUUUUCGGCGGCACAAACAAGAGCAUUGCCACGGGUGGCGGUGGCGGCGGGCCUCGGUAUCGUGGCGAUAUCAAUGUCCUCAUGGUCGGUGACCCGGGUACCUCCAAGUCGCAGAUUCUGCAGUACGUUCAUAAGAUUGCACCUCGCGGUGUAUACACCUCAGGCAAGGGCUCCUCAGCAGUCGGUCUGACGGCGUACGUCACUCGUGACCCCGACUCGAAGCAGCUCGUGCUCGAGUCUGGUGCGCUUGUCCUGUCUGAUGGUGGUGUAUGCUGCAUCGACGAGUUUGACAAGAUGUCGGACGCGACGCGCAGUGUCUUGCACGAAGUCAUGGAACAGCAGACUGUCUCGAUCGCCAAGGCUGGUAUCAUCACCACUCUCAACGCCCGGACAUCCAUUCUCGCUGCCGCCAAUCCUAUCGGGUCCAAGUACAACCCGAAGCUGCCGGUGCCAGCCAACAUCGACCUCCCACCCACGCUUAUCUCGCGUUUCGACUUGCUCUACCUCGUGCUCGACAAGGUGGAUGAGGUAAACGACCGGCGCCUUGCAGCUCAUCUUGUGGGACUGUAUCUUGAGGACCGGCCGGAGACACUAGGCGAAGAUAUCUUGUCUGUGGACAAGCUAACCGCGUAUAUCACGUACGCGCGGCAAAAGAUCCACCCUGUCCUCACGGAGGAUGCAUCCGACGCGCUCGUAGCGGCGUACGUCGAGAUGCGCAAGGCUGGCGAGGACUCACGAGGCCAGGAGCGCCGCAUCACGGCCACAACUCGCCAGCUUGAGUCUAUGAUUCGACUCUCAGAGGCACACGCGCGCAUGCGUUUCAGCGACACGGUCGAGCUCGAGGAUGUGCGCGAGGCGAACCGCCUCAUUCGCGCCGCCCUGCGCGAGUCCGCCACAGACCCUCUCACGGGUCAGAUUGAUCUGGACCUGAUCACGACGGGCGCAGGUGCCACGGCGCGCCGCCAACGCGCCGACCUGAAGCGUGAGGUCAUUAAGCUUGCCGACGACGCCGGGGGCCGCGGUAUUCGAUGGAGCGCUGCAAUCCGUGCGCUUGAAGGGCAAAGUAGCGUGCCAAUCGACCACUCAGAGUUUGCGGAGGCUGUCGCAGCGCUGCGCGACGAAGGUGUUGUGCAGGUUAUUGGCGAGCGCGAGCGCCGGACGAUCAAGCGUAUUGGUGCUGCGUAA
Molecule: messenger RNA, 2772 nt
Organism: Cutaneotrichosporon oleaginosum
Lineage: Eukaryota; Fungi; Basidiomycota; Tremellomycetes; Trichosporonales; Trichosporonaceae
Biological process (GO): mitotic DNA replication initiation; DNA strand elongation involved in DNA replication; DNA replication
Cellular component (GO): nucleus; MCM complex
Molecular function (GO): single-stranded DNA binding; ATP binding; single-stranded DNA helicase activity
Source: RefSeq, a predicted model, not a curated record